Psylliodes chrysocephalus is the source of this 1966-nucleotide messenger RNA. Lineage: Eukaryota; Metazoa; Arthropoda; Insecta; Coleoptera; Chrysomelidae. The record is from the annotation of a GenBank genome assembly.
AUUUAAUAAUGUUUGUCUUUCUUUCCCAAACUUAAAGAUAAAGACAAAAAUUGUGUUGGCAUUGACAAUAUUGACAUUGACAUUUACCAAUGACAUACAUAUGAUAUAUAAAUGCAAAAGAGGCAAAAAACAAAAAAAAAAACCGUCAACAGAAAUUUAUAUUUUAAUGAAAUCAUAAAAUCUUUAUGAAAUAGUUACUAAUAAUAACUACACAUUUGAUUUGUAAAUUAAUAAAAGCGUUAAGAGACGAGAGCAAAAGUACUGAAAUGAAUGUUGAUGAGACUGGUAUGGAAGUUGACAAUGGUGAAAAUGAUGAAGAAACUGUUGUAAUAACAGAGGAUGCAGUUACUAAUGUUAAUAUCGAGGCACCAGGGACUACAAGUGAAAUCGAAAUAAUAAGUCAAACGAAUUUUCAACAAGAUGAUAUAAACUCAACCCCUAAUAAUAACUUAGUUGAAUCCAAUGCCACUCCUUCAGAUUGUGCCACAACUCGAAGCCAACCUUAUGAAGACGAUGAGGAGGGUACACUUUGCCCAAUAUGUCUCGAUAACUGGACCAAUUCGGGAGAGCACAGAAUAUGUUCACUCAAGUGUGGCCAUGUCUUUUGUCACAAAUGUGUAACACGGUGGUUGGACACUCAGCAACAUAAAUCUUGUCCUACAUGCAAAAAACGAGCCAGAAAACAGGAGAUACGAUUCAUCUAUGCCAAAAAAUUAAUUGCUGUCGACAAUUCCGAAUUAGAAGCUUUAAGACAUCAAUUAAAUUUAGUGAUUGAAGAAAAACAUAAAAUUCAACUGGACUUAUCCAAGUACAUUUGCCGAGAAGGGAUAUACAAACAAAAUAUUGCUCAUUUACAAAAUAAGAUUGAAGAACUAACAAGUAAAGAAGCAAAUUAUAGGUGCUCAGAAAUUAGGUUGAAUGAAGAAACAUCUAAUACUCAUUCAAAGCUAUAUAUGGAAAAGUCAUUGGAAAUAUGCAAACAAAAUGGGUGCAGAGUAUUUGAUUCAAGUACAAUUUUAGAUUUGAUUAUGGUUUCAUCUAAGUCUCCAAAUAGCUUAUUUGCAGGAUUUGGCAUCAGAAAAAUAAAUAUGUCUCAAUACAAACCACUAGCAUUUAUCCCCCUUCAUCAGCAACAAAUAAGAGAUAUAUCUUACUGUGCUGUCAAUAAUAGGUUGCUAACUGUAUCUAUGGACAAAACUUUUAAAGUUACAGACCUUUCAAGCAACAAAGUUCUGUUUGCUUCAUCUUUAACGAUGCCACUGUGGUCGUGUUGUUGGGAUAAAGAUAAUCACAAUUAUUUAUAUGUGGGAACUCAAGCUGGUACUUUAGUCAAAUAUGAUGUUCGUAGUUUGGGUGAACCAAUUUCUACUUUAUCAAUUCCUGGUGACAUGUCCCCUGUUGUGUCAAUAGCUUCAAUUUCUGGAGCUCCUGGUACAGAAUUUCCCCUUGGUGGUGUAAUUUCGUGCAAGUUAAACUCAUUAUGGGUUUUUGAAAAUGAGGGAAACGAUUAUACACAACAUUCAAUUUCAUUAAAUGGACCAUUCGUUAGUAUGAAAUACCACAAUGAAACAAGACAGAUGCUCAUUUCCUCUAGGCCUAAUAACUUAAUAUCUCAUUCUAGACAUUCCUUAUGUAAUUUAAGUAAAGAUUUGGAGGGAACUGUAAAUUGUAAUAUCAUCCACACGUUUUCAGGGGGAGGUAUGCAGAAAUUAUUGUCUAAAUCGUGUUUUGUUUUCGAUAAACAGGAGUACGUGGCUGCAUAUGAAGAGUCCAACAAAUGUGUUUUUCUGUGGAACAUUAAUACAGGCCAAAAAACGUGUUCUUUGCCUGCUCGUGAGGCUGUGCUUGAUUUAAAAGGAAUUAAAACGUGUAAUGGUAGUUUUUUAAUAUCUUUAACAGAAAGGAAAAUGGAGUUUUUUAAGUUUAAUUAAGAUUGUACUUUAUAAUAAUUAUAAGUAAACUUUUC